AUGAGCAAACCUUUCGAUUAUUCCAAAUGGGACAACAUUGAAUUGAGUGACGAUGAAGAAGAUGUCCACCCCAACAUUGACCGAGAAUCUUGGUUCCGCAUGAAGCAUCGUAGUCGUGUGGAACGUGAAGAGCACGAAGACAAGGAUAAGAAGCGUAUUAUGGAUGAGAUUGAAAAAGCCAGCCAACGAAUCAAGAUGCUAGAACGUGAUUUGAAAAAGAUUGAAAAACAAAAGGCAGAUGACAGCGACAGCGACGACGAUGAUUUGGACGAUGCGGAAGCUAUCAAGAUUGAAAUUGAGGAACUCCAAACCCAAAAUAGACAACGAAAGGCCAAGCUUGACGAUUACGAAAAGAACAAAAAGUGGAACGUUGACAAUAUGUUUGAGGUCAAGGAGGAACGAACUGUCAUUAACACAAACGCUGCAAAGACCAACUAUACAAAAUCGGGAUAUGCCCAAUCCACUGUCACUGGAGAAUCGGCCAAGAAGCAAUUUGAAGAAACUGAGAAAAAAGAAAAGGCUGCCGAGAAGAAGAUCGAAGCCAAGAAGGAAGCUGCUCCUGCCAAGCCGGUAGCUGGACCAGCAAAACCAGCUGCUGCUUCCGCUGCCGGACCCGUCGUACCAGCUCCACCACGCAAGACACCAGAUGCAUCAGAAGUCGAUUCCGAUCCCGAUUUUCUUUACACUUACCAUGAAUUCACUGAAAAGUAUGCCGAUUUGCUAGAAGAAUUUAUGGCAAUCAAAGCCUUUGAAGAGUCCAAGGAGUUCCUUAUCCAACAUGGAAACAUUGUGCUGCAAGAACACGCCAGCAAUUACUUGCUAUUGGCUACUUUGGAAGAUGAAAUGAAUGGAUACCGCGAUAAAAUGAAGCAAACUGCCAAACAAUCUCAAAUUGUCACCAACAUUGCCGAGCUUGCCAAGGGAUGGAACACGCACCCUGGUAACGCCAUUAUUCCCUUUUUCACACGCAUGCAGCAGCGAGAGUUUUUGGAAGGAUUCAUGGUGGGUUUGGAAGAAUUUCAACAAAAGAUUAUUAGCCGUGCAGUCACCAAGCGAAUGGAGAUGGACCAACAACGAAAAACCGGUACCAGUGAACAGGGUGUCGACUUGAACGAAAUUCCAAGAGAAGAGAGAUUAGGACCGGGUGGUUUGGAUCCACUUGAAGUCAUUGAAACCUUGCCUGUGGAACUUCAAGAGGCCUUUGAAAGUCGGGACGUCGAACAAUUGAAGAAGGUACUGUUGAACAUGAGUCAAAAGGAUGCCGAGUACCACAUGAAGCGAUGUGUCGACUCUGGAUUGUGGCAAGCUGGAUAA
This is a messenger RNA of Cylindrotheca closterium, 1314 nucleotides long. NCBI's taxonomy places the organism in Eukaryota, Bacillariophyta, Bacillariophyceae, Bacillariales, Bacillariaceae. The record is from the annotation of a GenBank genome assembly.